CCAAAAUAUACUUCUAAAAUAGUGCGAAUAGAGUGAUUUUUCAAUCAAGAAAAUAUAAUGGAUGGUCGUCGUCUAGAGAAUGGUAAUACACCGAGUGGUAUUUUAUCCAAUACACGAGAUCGUUUCUUCGAUGCACAAAAUUAUCCACAUCAAAAUCCAUACGAUACUCCGUUACCUAAUUACUAUCCAGCUUAUCAAGGCGGCUAUGAAUAUGAACCUGAGACAGCUGAUUAUGGUAAUGGUAGAUUUGGUCAUGGCCAAGGUCAAGGGCAAGCAACAUUCCAUCAACAUGUUUAUUCAACACUUGGCGGAGGAGGUGGCGGCAGCAGUGGUGGUGGUGGUGGUCAUAAAAGCAAAAAUCACGCACUGGCUAUGUCUGCACUGACAUUAUUGGCAUUUUUAUUUUUCAUCCAAAUGUUGCAAUCAUGUUUGAAAGAGCAAAUGACAUCAUUGAAUCCAACGGUAAUGGUAAUGACGGCAGGCACAAGUCGAUUCCGGAAAACUGGAACAGCCAGCACAACAGGUGAUGCGAACAAAGAGCUAUUUCAGAACGAUCCUCAUGAAGCAAUGAUAUCAUCUGUAGCCGACAAUGUUGAUUUGCUAACCAACGAUCAAGGCGAUGUAUUCUAUGGACCUGCACCAAAAAUCUCAUUCAAGUUGGACAAUUCUUUCGUUGCAAGAAGUGCCGAUUCAGUGCCGAAGGAAACACGAGAAGAAACAUGAAUAAUUCAACACACACUUUGGCAAAGCAGUUUUUUCUUUCGUAUUCUUUAAAUUAUUAGACUGAAAAAUGAAUGAUUCGU
Sitodiplosis mosellana (orange wheat blossom midge) is the source of this 803-nucleotide messenger RNA. RefSeq lists its product as uncharacterized. NCBI's taxonomy places the organism in Eukaryota, Metazoa, Arthropoda, Insecta, Diptera, Cecidomyiidae. The record is from RefSeq and is a predicted model, not a curated record. The transcript is spliced from 4 exons. Bases 58 to 723 code for a protein of 221 amino acids.